AUGCGAAGAAAGUAUCAAGGCUCAACCAAGGUCAAACGAGUUCAGUUGCAAGCUCUGCGUAAAGAAUUUAAGAUUACUGCCAUGAAAGAUAAUGAAUUUGUCAAUGAUUACUUUGCAAGAACCUUGACAAUUGCGAAUAAGAUGACUGCUCAUGGUGAAAGAUUAGAACAAAUCACUACUGUUGAGAAAGUAUUGUGUUCAACGAUUCCCAAAUUCAGUUACGUAGUAUACUCUAUCGAGGAAUCAAAGGAUGUUACCAUACUCACCAUUGAUGAACUGCAAAGUAGUUUUCUAAUGCAUGAACAAUGA
Messenger RNA from Lathyrus oleraceus (garden pea), 309 nucleotides. RefSeq lists its product as uncharacterized. The coding region runs from base 1 to 309 and encodes 102 amino acids. The record is from RefSeq and is a predicted model, not a curated record. The transcript has a single exon. NCBI's taxonomy places the organism in Eukaryota, Viridiplantae, Streptophyta, Magnoliopsida, Fabales, Fabaceae.